AUGGUCCCCGACAAUGCCAAAGCAAUAGAUGUUUAUGCUGGAAAGUACCACACAAUCUCGCUGCAGCUGCAGCGAGGUGACGUCAUAGCAUGGUGGGCUGUCGGAAACAGAAAUUUCGGUUUCGGAUUGUUCCAUGCACAAAACGACGACGAUAAUGAUUAUGCCAUUAUGGACCAAGUAGUGCCAACAUUUCCGUGGAUGCCUGGACCAACAGUAACACCGCUUGAUGAUAGCGUCAAGAUCGAUGGCCUCUAUAAAAUCUGGAUCAGCAAUGAACGAUCGUGGUGGUCGACGCUAAGCGUUCAACUCCGCGUAGAAGUAAAUGGGCGGAGCGAAAAUCUGACCUCGACGUGA
Molecule: messenger RNA, 354 nt
Organism: Cylicostephanus goldi
Lineage: Eukaryota; Metazoa; Nematoda; Chromadorea; Rhabditida; Strongylidae
Source: the annotation of a GenBank genome assembly